CCCGUUUUGUUUGCACAUAGGAGAGGAGCUAUCUAAGCCAAGACUUGUGAACAAAAUAUGUGUUAGAAAACCAAAAAGAAGAGCGUUAUUGGCUCCAACCUUACCCUUAUCCUAUCCACCACCACCACCUUCUUCAUUCUCAUUCCCUUCUCCUCUUCUUCUUCUCCCUUCUCUUUCUCUCCCCUUUUCACCUCUCUUCUUCCCAAACCCAUAAUCCUUUUCCUUUUUCCUGUCUCUAUGUUCCCUCCACUCCAGCCAGCCAAUCUCCAGUAGCUCCUUCUCAUUGUUCAUUUGCUGCUCACAAGGCUGUUUGCUGAGUUGGGUUCUGCUCAGUUUUUUUGUUUUUGUUUUUGGUGUUUGUAAAAGAGAAAACAAAGGAUAAAAAAAAAAACCCGAAUUGGACCGAGUAAAGAAUAGAGGAGGAAUUUGGUUGGUGGAUUUCGGCCAUGCAGAGUAGGGGAAGGGAAAAGAUUCAUUAGAUUCUUCGAUUAACUCGAAGCAAAGCUAGCUUUGGUUUUUUGUUAUUUCUGGCCAUCAUUGCUUUCAUCGGGUUGGUGGGUAUAAUUUGAGUUCUUUGGGAGGGAGGAAACGGAAAUGGCUCCCAAAACCGGCAAGACCAAGCCUCACAAAGCCAAGGGCGAGAAGAAGAAGAAGGAAGAAAAAGUUCUGCCGACGGUCAUUGAAAUCGCCGUUGAGACGCCGGACGAGUCACAAGUCACUCUCAAGGGAAUAUCUACGGACAGGAUCCUGGAUGUGAGAAAGCUACUGGCCGUCCACGUCGAGACAUGCCAUUUAACCAACUUCUCCAUCUCCCACGAGGUAAAGGGACCCAGGCUAAAAGAUUCGGCGGAUAUCAUCUCUCUCAAACCCUGCCACCUCACCAUAGUUGAAGAGGAAUACAGUGAAGAGCAGGCCGUAUCUCACAUCCGCCGGCUCCUCGACAUCGUCGCCUGCACCACUUCCUUCGGCUCGUCGCCGAUCAAGCCGGCCUCCGUCCGUGCGAAUCCUAAGGACGCCGCCGGGAAGGAUGUUAGCUCGACGGAAUCGGAAGCGAGUCAGAGCGACGGCGGGGAUGAUGCCGGCGCCACCAAGUCCAAAGGCGGAGGAGAUAAGAAGGCCGGCGCGGCGGUCAGCAGAAGCAAGAGCUUCGGAAAGGAUGGCUGCACGGAUCUGUCUCCCAAGGGAGAUUCGGCUGCUGCUGCGGCUGCGAUUAACAUGUACCCGCCGCCGCGGCUAGGGCAGUUCUACGAGUUCUUCUCGUUCUCAAACCUAACGCCGCCGGUUCACUACAUUCGAAGAUCUAAUCGGCCGUUCCUCGAAGAUAAAACGAACGAUGAUUUUUUCCAGAUAGAUGUUAGGGUUUGCAGUGGGAAACCAAUGACAAUUGUUGCUUCGAAGAAAGGGUUUUAUCCAUCCGGAAAGCGCAUCCUUCUUUGCCAUUCGCUGGUUAGCUUGCUACAACAGAUUAGCAGGCCUUUCGAUGCUGCUUACACAGCUCUUAUGAAAGCUUUUACAGAACAUAACAAGUUUGGAAAUCUUCCUUAUGGUUUUCGAGCAAAUACAUGGGUUGUGCCACCAGUUGUUUCUGAAACCCCAUCUGUUUUCCCCCCACUUCCAGUGGAAGAUGAAAACUGGGGUGGAAAUGGAGGCGGGCAAGGAAGGACUGGUAAACAUGAUCACAGGCCGUGGGCAAAGGACUUUGCCAUUUUAGCUGCAAUGCCUUGUAAAACUGCAGAAGAGAGACAGAUCCGUGAUAGGAAAGCCUUUCUGCUCCACAGUUUAUUCGUCGAUGUUUCUGUUCUCCGAGCUGUUAGGGCAAUCAAGCAGAUUAUUGAUACUAAUCAGUGUUCUCUAAGUAAGACUGGCCUGUUUCCCCAUGAGGAAAGAGUUGGGGAUUUACUUAUUAAGGUGACAAGAGAUGACUCUGAUGCAAGCACCAAGUUAGAUCGUAAGAAUGAUGGUAGCCUGGUACUUGAACUGCCACGGGAAGACCUCGCGCGUCGAAAUCUGCUUAAGGGCAUUACUGCUGAUGAAAGUGCAACUGUUCAUGACGUUUCUACCCUCGGAGUUGUGAUUAUCCGACAUUGUGGAUACACAGCUGUUGUGAAAGUCUCGGGAGAUGUGGACUGGAAGGGGAGUCCUAUUCCUCAGGACAUUGAUAUUGAAGACCAACCAGAAGGAGGUGCCAAUGCCUUGAAUGCCAAUAGCUUGAGAAUGCUAUUGCACAAGUCGCCAACAUCUCAAUCGCCGAAUACGAGCCAGAGAUUACAGAGUGGAGACGCUGAAAAUGCGCGUUCUGCGAGGGCACUUGUCAGGAAGGUACUGGAGGAAAGUCUACAGAAGUUGCAUGAAGAACCCAGUAAAAGUGUCAAGUCCAUCAGAUGGGAACUAGGCGCGUGCUGGGUUCAACACUUGCAAAAUCAGGCCUCAGGUAAAACCGAUCCUAAACAACCUGAAGAGAAAAAGCCUGAGCCUGCUGUGAAGGGACUGGGAAAGCAAGGCGCUCUGCUGAAGGACAUAAAGAAAAAACUAGAUGUAAAAAAUGGUAAAACAGAAGAGGGAAAAGAUAUUUCUUUAACUGAGACUAUGAAGAAAUCGGAUGGCACGGAUCAGAAAGAAGAGGAGAAGAAGAAACUUGAAGAUAUGGAGGUCAUUUGGAAAAGAUUGAUUCCUGAAGCUGCAUAUCUGCGGCUUAAAGAAUCUGAAACUGGUCUUCAUCUAAAGUCGCCUGAGGAGUUGAUUGAAAUGGCACAUAAAUACUAUGCAGAUACCGCUCUUCCGAAACUGGUAGCAGAUUUUGGCUCCCUCGAGCUGUCUCCGGUUGAUGGAAGAACAUUGACAGAUUUUAUGCAUACAAGGGGUUUACAGAUGUGUUCUUUGGGGCGUGUGGUUGAGCUUGCAGACAAACUCCCCCAUGUGCAAUCACUCUGUAUACAUGAAAUGAUUGUUCGAGCCCACAAGCACAUAUUGCAAGCUGUUGUUGCUGUGGUAAACGACGCUUCUGAGCUGACUGCAUCGAUUGCAGCAUGCUUGAAUAUAUUGUUGGGAACUCCUCUACCUGAAACAGAGGAUGCAGAGAUUGUUGAGGAUGAUAAGUUAAAGUGGAAAUGGGUGGAAACCUUCCUUUCCAAGAGAUUUGGGUGGCAGUUGAAGCACGAAAGCUGCCAAGAUCUCAGAAAAUUCGCAAUUCUUCGUGGACUUUCCCAUAAAGUUGGGCUUGAGCUCCUUCCCCGGGACUACGAGGUGGAUACUGCAUCUCCUUUUAGGAAGUCUGAUAUCAUAAGUAUGAUCCCUGUCUAUAAGCAUGUUGCAUGCUCGUCAGCAGAUGGACGGACAUUAUUGGAAUCAUCCAAAACUUCCUUGGAUAAGGGGAAGCUGGAAGAUGCUGUUAAUUAUGGCACCAAGGCACUCUCAAAGCUGGUUUCAGUCUGUGGCCCUUAUCAUCGGAUGACUGCUGGAGCGUACAGUUUGCUUGCUGUAGUUCUUUACCAUACUGGUGAUUUUAAUCAGGCAACCAUUUACCAGCAGAAGGCAUUGGACAUUAAUGAAAGGGAGCUUGGACUUGACCAUCCUGAUACUAUGAAAAGCUACGGGGAUCUAGCCGUCUUCUACUAUCGUCUUCAACACACAGAAUUAGCAUUGAAGUACGUCAACCGGGCACUCUAUCUCUUGCACUUAACGUGUGGACCAUCUCACCCCAACACAGCUGCCACAUAUAUCAACGUGGCGAUGAUGGAAGAAGGAUUGGGAAACGUUCAUGUUGCUCUUAGGUAUCUUCACGAGGCUCUGAAGUGUAACCAGAGGCUACUUGGGGCUGACCAUAUUCAGACUGCUGCCAGCUACCAUGCCAUUGCAAUCGCUCUUUCAUUGAUGGAAGCUUAUUCCUUGAGCGUCCAGCAUGAGCAGACUACGCUACAAAUCCUGCAGUCGAAACUUGGGUCUGAGGAUUUACGCACUCAGGAUGCUGCAGCCUGGCUCGAGUAUUUCGAAUCCAAGGCUCUCGAGCAGCAAGAAGCUGCGCGUAAUGGCACUCCCAAGCCUGAUGCCUCCAUCUCCAGUAAAGGCCACUUGAGUGUGUCGGACCUUUUGGAUUACAUAACUCCAGACGCAGAUCUAAAAGCAAGAGAGGCCCAGAAGAAAGCACGCGCAAAGCAGAUUAAAGGAAAACCAGGCCAGAAUGGGGAACCGGGCGUUUCAGAAGAAUACCAGAAGGACGAGGAAACACCACCCCCAACUUCCCACGUCGAGGAUAACUCCAGCGACAAGGAGAACAAAUCCGUGGCCCAGUUCGAUGCUCCACGAGACGAGAAAAAGCCCGAUCAGAACCAGUCCCAGUCGAUAUCGAUCAAGACCGACGUAGUCAUUGUUACUACCCAGGAGGAGGACUCCGACGAAGGGUGGCAGGAAGCCGUCCCCAAAGGCCGCUCCCCUGCUAACCGAAAACCUUCUGCUCCAGGUGGCGGUUCGAGGAGGCCGAGCCUUGCGAAGCUCAACACCAACUUCAUGAACAAUGCCUCUUCCCAGUCGAGAUUCCGCGGAGGGAAGCCGAGCCCGAACGACUCUGCUUCUCCUGCUUCCGCUGCUGCGGCAGUUGCUGUUCCCGCCAAGAAGUUCGUUAAGAGCGCGAGUUUCAGCCCGAAAGUCAACCAAGCCGUUGGUGGACAGGAGAAAGUUGCGGGAAAUCCCAAAUCUGCCCCUGUGACUCCAGCUACUAACGACGUAGUUUUGAGACAACCGGUUUCGGCGGGAAGCCAGAUCAGCGUUCAAGCAGCUGGGAAGCUCUUCUCUUACAAAGAAGUUGCUCUGGCUCCUCCAGGGACGAUCGUGAAGGCGGUGGCCGAACAGGUUCAGGUUCUGCCACCCCCGAAGGAGGGGACUCGUUCGAGAGAACCGAGUCCCGAAAUCUCCGCUACUCCUACUACCGAUUCCUCGAGUUCAAAAAAUGGAGAGGAAGGAACAAAGCCACCACCACCACAAACAGAACAAUCAGCCGAGACUAAGGAAGCAGAAACAAAGCCUGCCGAAACUCGAGCUUCUGCCACCGCCGACGAAGUUGGGAUUCAGGAAUCAGGAAAUGCAGUUGAGGAAGAAGUGUCAUCGACCAAUGUGGGAUUGCCCCAAUCCGCUGCUGCACCCGAUGAACAGCAAGAAGCAGAGGAGAUUCUUCAACCAGGGGAGAAACAGAGUGAAGCCGAGAAUGGAAAGGAAGGAACGAAGAAGCUAUCAGCAGCUGCACCCCCGUUCAAUCCAUCUCAGAUUCCGACGACAGCAGCGAUCAUUCCGACUUUCGGCUCUGUCGGGGUUCCGGCGUUUAAGGACCACGGUGGGAUUCUGCCUCCGCCGGUCAACAUCCCUCCGAUGCUCUCGGUCAACCCGGUAGCGGUACGGAGGUCUCCUCACCAGUCGUCGGCUACGGCGAGGGUGCCAUAUGGUCCCAGGCUGGCCGGUGGGUACAACAGGUCCGGAGGGAACAAUCGGGUCCCAAGAAACAACAAACAUUUCCACACUGCCGGUGAAAAUGUCCCCGCCGGUGACGGGAAUCAGUUGAGCCCUCCAAGGAUUAUGAACCCACAUGCUGCUGAGUUCAUUCCUGGCCAAACUUGGCUCCCCAACGGCUACCCGGCCGGCUCCCCCAACGGUUACCUGGCUGCUCCUCCGACAAUGACCAACGGGUUCCCUGUUUCUCCGACCGGCAUUCCUCUGUCCCCCAACGGAUACCCGGUGGCUCCGAUGAACGGGUUCCAGGAGUCUCCUCCUGUUAGUCCCGUCGAAGCCACUGCCACCGCCGAAAACAACCAAACUGAAACCGCCGCGGAGAAGAGCGGCGGAGUUGAGAGUUCAUCUCCAGAAGCAAGAUGAUGAUCACAAUGAGGUGGUGGCUGAGAGUGCCUCCACAGAGGAAGGAGAACAGUUGGCUGAUUCAGUAUCCGUUCCUGCUGAUAAAGUGGCGAAUCCGAUCGUCGAGGAGAAACAGGGCAAGUCGUGGGCGGAUUACAGUGACAGUGAAGCCGAGGCUGUCGUGGACGUUUCGUGUUGAAGGGAAGAUCGACAUCUGAAUUCGGAACAACAGGAAACGAAACCCUUGAUCCAUUUUGUAGAUUGUAAGGUUGAUAUGCCUUAGAGAAUGAAGGAGAGAAGAACUGAAGAAGGGUGAAAAUGCAUUUGCCGGUCAGGGAAGAGAAACAAAGCCUAGAAUAGCAGCAUUGGCGAAGAUGGACGACGAGCAUUUCGCCGCCGGCCACAGAGAAUCGCCGGUAUCGUUUUAUUUGCAGCUUUCCGACAUUUGUUCGUUCGUUUUGUUUUUGUUCGUCUUUCGUCUUAUAUUCUUCCUUCAUUGCUGAAGAAACCUUUUUUUUUUAUCGGAUGAUGGCACAUGAAGGUACUCAGUAAUAAAUCGAAUCACAUUGAACGAGUAUGAAUAUUAAGAUACGAAACUCGCCCAACGAGAUUGUAAUUCCUAGCUCUACUACAAUUAUUUCUACAAUUGAGCUGAAGCGUCAGAGAUAACAUUACAAAUAAAUCCGUUACAGACAAACAACAAUUGACCGCCAAAACGUUUCCCCUCUCUCUCUCAACACGAAGGCGUCCCCUGCCGGAAAUGCAUGAUGAUGAGCGUCGCAAGGCUGUGAGCCACGGCAGCCAUAACCACAAACACAUGGAAGAUCUGGUGGCUCUGCCCGGCAAUGUCGAACACACCAGGCCACCACCGCUCCGGUAUCCUCCCGACGUAGAACCCUGCUCCGGCGGCAUACAGAACCGCCAUGAUCACCUCGAGCAUGACCGAGAUGAACACGUGCGGGUGGCCCCAGUGGAUGGACACGGCAUGGACGGCGGGGACGAUUCCGGAGAAGCCCAUGACGAGGAACAAGGUGGCCCGGAACCUGCGGUACUCGGGGGCCGAGAGCUGGGGAGAGAGCAGGGUGAUGAUGGCCAUCACGCCGACGAUGGUGAUGGUGGUGAGGUAGACGAAGCGGGAGAUCGGGUUGCAGUGGAAGAUGUAGUAGAUGGGUGCGUAGAAGGAGGAGACGAUCAUGAUGGAGAUUCCGGCGUAGUCGAGCCGCCAGAAGAAGAGGUUGAAGGUCUUGGAGUGGCAGGCGAGGAGGUGGGAGAGUGAGCUGCAGAUUAGGCAGGUCAUUGCUCCGGCUAGGUAGACGAACCACGGCCAUUGUGCGAUGGGCUCCGAUCCGGCUUCCAGCUCUGAUAUUCGCCGGAGUUGUUGGUCCUGAACCAAGCUGUUAUCAGAGACGUUGAAAUCACUGCCAUUGUUCAUUAUCAGUGCCAUCAACGGUCCAGAAGCUUGACCACUCGACAAAUCGGUGAGAAAUCCUCCGAUCUCGUCUAAUUUCCCCAAGCAGCUCAUCACCGUCAGUCCAGCAAAGAUCAGAAAUCCUCCCAAAUGCGUCCAGAUGUUUAGGGUUUCGUUGUGCCAGGAGAAGACGCUCCACAGCGCGUCCCGGAGCGGCCACUCCGACCGGUAAUGGUCGAGGAUGAACUCGUUGUCUUUCAAAAACUCCGGCAGGUCCUUGAAUUUCACCAGCCUCCUCUCGAACCUCUCCUUCUCCUUCCUCCUCCGAUCUCCUCCGCCACCGCCGCAGCAUGAGAACGAAGUAGUAAUCACUUCCUCUUCCUCCUCCUCCACCAUCGCCGCCGCGUUCGUCUUCCUCCGUACGCCGCCGCUCAUUUCCCUGACGAGAGGAAACAAAUGAGUACUCCGUUCUCCGGCGAGUGACGCGGCCGUGGAUCCGAUCGGGAAAGCUUCCCCUCUACUUUCGCUCUCUCUUUCUCUCUGUUUUUAGCUUCUUCUUCGUUUUUUGCUGCUUUACCAUUUUUCUGGUUUCCUGUUUCGAGGGAUUUAUAA
Messenger RNA from Linum tenue, 7858 nucleotides. NCBI's taxonomy places the organism in Eukaryota, Viridiplantae, Streptophyta, Magnoliopsida, Malpighiales, Linaceae. The record is from the annotation of a GenBank genome assembly.